AUGUCCGAGGCCUGUCCGUUAUGUUUUAGUCCCCUCAUCCAGCAAGUGCUCCAGCCGACCAAGGCUCUUAAGACGUGUACCAAUGAGUCGUGUGUGUUCCCAUUUAAUCUUAAUACCGCUGAGCUAAGCGCCCAGGGCCUUCUUUAUACCGUCAACGACGAUGCCAUCGUCGCCCCGAUGCUCCCUCAGAUGGAGGCAGCGGGAGUUGACCCCCGGCUCGCCUACUUCAUUGUCCGACCCGACGACGACAUCCAUCAGCAUCCCCAAAUCUAA
This is a messenger RNA of Diutina rugosa, 273 nucleotides long. RefSeq lists its product as uncharacterized. The transcript has a single exon. The coding region runs from base 1 to 273 and encodes 90 amino acids. The record is from RefSeq and is a predicted model, not a curated record. Lineage: Eukaryota; Fungi; Ascomycota; Pichiomycetes; Serinales; Debaryomycetaceae.